AUGACAGCGCGCCCCUCGCCGCACCUGCCGCCCAGCCGCCGCUCCGAGCCGGCCUUCAGAGAGCAAAGAAGACAAAAAGUUGAAGAAUAUCUGUCAAGAAAAAAGACCUUUUCUGGUGUAUGCAUUCAAGAAAACCAGGCAUCUUUCAGCAGAAGCAGAACUGGGAAAGUAAUUAGCAAUAAACUGCAAGACAAAAUACAGGCCUUAAAAUCUGCAAAGCCAAAAAUGGAAGAUACAGAGAAUGCUGAUAAACUUUCCUGGGACCAGUCAAGCAGAACCUUAGAAGAAAAUGUUACUUCAAAGUCUUCUACAAUCAGUCUGGCAAAUUCCACACUGGGGACAGAGCUGACUUCCAAGGAUGAAGUCACUGAAAUAAAACCUCAACAUGUAUCACUUAGCCAGUCUUUUUUGCAUGUCAGAAGCAUAAAAGAGAAACAACUGAUUGCAGAAAAGCAAAAUUCAAAUGUCAGGUUACCAAAGAAACCAUUGCCUGGUACAUAUCGUGGCAAAGUUAUCCAAUCCAAGAUAAACUCCUUCCGAAAACCACCCAAAAGUGAGGAGGGGGAAAGUUCUUUGCCAGACAAGAAGCCUCUUAUUUCUGCCACCAAACCAUCUGUGAGAUCUCUUUCCACAAGCAACUGCAAUGUAGUUAUGAAGACCAUCCAAGCUGCAAACUCCCCUAAUUCUGUAAAAUCAAAGGGUGUCCUGCCAUUCCAGAAUAAACCAGCUAUCAAAGCUAUUAACUCAGAGUCCACUCUGAACAAGCAACAGUCGACAUCUGCUAUAUCACUAACAAAAGUAACAAGCCAGAAGAUGAUUGGACCAGUGCCACGGAGGGCUGCUUCUAACAACUCUGACAAGAAAACAUUAGCAGUGAAGAAAUUUGCAGAUUCUUGUGAAGAUGCAAGACCAGAAGCUACAGCAAAAGCAAUUUCUGCUGUUCCUGUUACCAAGUCAGGACAGGAUUCUAAAGCUAUUGGCAACAGAAAAUCUGUUCUGCCAAAAGAGUCAGCAGAAGAGAGAAGAGUUCGCCUGGCUGAAUGGAGGGCGUCCAAAGGAAAAGUGAUGAAAAGACCACCUCCAUCUGUGUUUCUGAGAGCCCAGACUAAAGGCGAAGCACAGGAAUUCUCUUCUAAUGAUUCUUUAGAGCAUUUAUUACAUAGUGAAAAAGUCAACAAGACUCUCUCAGAAUGUCUGCACUUAACUGAACAGCAAUGUCAGAGGGACAAAAUACGUGCCAUGUUGGACGACCUGAUAAAGAAUAUUCCUGGGGUUAAAAAGCUUGCAAAGUAUUGGAUCUGUUGUAUGCGUCUUGACCAGAUGGGCCCUCUCGAAAAGCUCAUUGUUGUCUACGAGGAAGCCAUUUUGGCAGGAGCCAUGCCUAAGGAUGAACUACGACACACACUAAUAGAUAUUAUGAAAAAUACUGAAAGCCUGUUUAAGUCUGAGGAUGGGGGAGCUACGAUAGAAGCUCAUUUAAGUGAGAUAGCAGAAGUCAGCAAAGAAACUAAUUCAUUUGCAGAGCAAGUUCAGGAGGUCUUCAAGGAUCUCAACUCAAAUCAGGACCAGAAAGCAGAGAGAGAUGAGGCAGAGACUAACAAUGAAGUGAUAAAAAAUGAAGAAAUGGAUUUAGACUUGAAACCAAGAGAAGAGAUCUUGCCAAAGAAGAUUAAAAAGCACAAAACUAAAGAUCGUAUAAAGAAGUUGGGAAAAUGUGAAGCAGAAGAGCGUAAUGAAGACAGGGUAAAAGAUGUAACCCAAGCACUUAAUUCUCCUGGUAAGGAGAAUGAUACAUCUUACUUAAUGAAAUGCAAUCUAUCUACAACUCCAUACUUGCAAAGUAUGAAGAAGCACCAUGAGGCAAGUGACUCCAAUGCUAAAGACCUGAAAAUUGUAACCCCUUUGCGAUAUUCUCAACGUAUACGGGAGAGGAUGUGCAAGUUGUCAGAUACUGUUAAGGAUCACGAUCUCUCUGUGUCUUCACUUGAACAGCUGGGAGAACUGGAAUCAAAACUCACUGCAUGUAUCCACAAACAGAGCAAUGCACCAAAAGAAACAAAUAUUGAUGUAGAAGAGUAAAAGCAAUAAUAAUCCAACAGGGGAGGGAGAGAGUUGGAUCCUUUUUAAAGAGGGGUUUUGGGGGUUUUGGUUUUUUUUUAAACAACUUUGAGAAAGGUCCUAUCCAAAAUUUGCAAGCAUGGAUUAAAGGUCAAAUUUGACUACUUGUGUCACUAAACUUUUAAACUCAUAAAUUUAUGUAUGUUCUCAGACUC
Molecule: messenger RNA, 2273 nt
Organism: Rhea pennata
Lineage: Eukaryota; Metazoa; Chordata; Aves; Rheiformes; Rheidae
Gene: CKAP2
Product: cytoskeleton associated protein 2
Exons: 9
Coding region: 1-2079 (692 amino acids)
Biological process (GO): negative regulation of microtubule depolymerization
Cellular component (GO): microtubule cytoskeleton
Source: RefSeq, a predicted model, not a curated record